This is a messenger RNA of Dendrobium catenatum, 944 nucleotides long. Its product is annotated as C2 domain-containing protein At1g53590-like. Bases 114 to 707 code for a protein of 197 amino acids. NCBI's taxonomy places the organism in Eukaryota, Viridiplantae, Streptophyta, Magnoliopsida, Asparagales, Orchidaceae. The record is from RefSeq and is a predicted model, not a curated record. Gene Ontology annotation, molecular function: lipid binding. The transcript is spliced from 5 exons.
CAAAUAAAUUCUGCCUGCGAGACACUUCAGUUUCUACUUGGUUCUUUCAGCACUGCUUGCUUUCUGUGGAGAGAUUUCUUGUUUUUUUGAGCUGUUCGUUUUGCUGUGCUGAAAUGGAUAUAACGGAGGUUUCGAUCGUGCAUCACAUCGUUAUAGUGCUUCUGAUCCUUUGGAUUUUAGAAUCUAUUGGGUGGUCUCUUUCCGUGCUUUACUUCGCGGCUUUAUUCUACCCGUUCGCUGUAAAUCAACAAUAUACUGUAAGAUGGAAGAGAAAAUUACAGUAUGAAGAAAGAAAAUAUGCUGACCAAAAAAGGCUCCUUUCUGAUUCAGAAUCUGUAAGGUGGUUAAACCAUGCAGUUGAAAAGGUUUGGCCUAUAUGUAUGGAACAAGUUGCGUCUCAGCAAUUCCUAUUGCCCAUCAUUCCCUGGUUCUUGGACAAGUACAAACCUUGGACAGCUAGUAAAGCAGUAGUUGAGCACCUAUACUUGGGUAGGAACCCUCCUAUGUUUACAGAUAUUAGAGUUCUUGGUCAAUCAUAUGAUGAUGACCACUUGGUUUUAGAACUGGGAAUGAGUUUUCUAUCGGUAAAAGAUAUGAAUGCGAUACUUUCUGUUCAACUAAGAAAAACUUUAGGGCUUGCAAUAUGGACAAAUAUACAUUUAGCAGGCAUGCAUCUGGAAGGAAAGGUAAUAUACGGAGCACGCUAAAACUUUCAAUCGACAUUUUUCCUUGCCACUGUUAUGUUAAGUUGUGUUGUAACUUGGGGUUGGGUUUGGAAUUUGUUGGAUUAUGUUACCCCUGCAACAGAUAUUCCUGUGAAAAUCAAAAGCUGCAGAGAUGGUUUCCAUUAAUAUUUUCUUUUCUUGCCUGUUCUCUGUUGAAAUACGUUAGGGUGCAAUAAAGAGAUACUGCUUUCCGAACCCUCGGUUUGGAUUUCAAUGAAA